Messenger RNA from Rotaria socialis, 2913 nucleotides. Lineage: Eukaryota; Metazoa; Rotifera; Eurotatoria; Philodinida; Philodinidae. The record is from the annotation of a GenBank genome assembly.
AUGGUUGGUGCGAUGGAAACUCGUCGUUUGUCAGGCAAUAUUUUUUCUCGUGAUAAAAGCUUUCUCAAAUCAAUAUUUUAUCCUCAAUUUGAAUCUGAAUUAAUAGAAAAAAAUUAUAAUUUAAAUUAUUUAACAAAUAUUUAUCCAUCAAAUCAUCGUUUAUUAGUUUUUAUAUUAAUAAGUCAUUCAUUAUUUUAUUUAUUUGAAAUAUUCUAUUUAAAAUUAGAAAUAAAUUCUUUAAAAUUAAUCUAUUUGUCAUUAUUAUGUUCAACAAUAUGUCUAAAUCUAUUGUCAUUGCUAAUAAUAAAUAGAGUAAGGAAUAUUAUUUUAUCAAAUAUAAUAUCAUUAUUAUGUUUAUGUCCAUUGAUAAUAAUAACUUGUUUGUAUCCAAUGGAAUGUCAUAUUUAUUUUUUAAUAAUAUUACUUUAUACAAUAUCAAAUUUAUUUUUACCUUUAUCAAUAUUGAUAUCAAUAUUAGUAACAAUAUUAAUAUUAAGAUUGCAAACUGGCUUAAUAUUAUUAUUGAUAAUAAAUAUAAUUGGGAUUUAUUUAAAUCGUUUAUUAGAGUCAACUAUUCGUUCAGCAUACAAUCAACUAUGUAAAAAUGCUAUUGUUCGUAAUUCUUUAUUAAGUGAACAUACAUUAAUAUCAAAAAUGAUUGAUUCAUUAAUGCCAAGAAAAUAUGCUGAAGUUAUCAUGGAAGAUUUUGAUGUUUUUCGCGAACGUUUACAAAAUAUAAAUACAUCAUCAAAUCAACGUGAAGAUGAUUUACAAAUGACUGUUUUUCGUCCAUUACAUAUUGAAAGAAUGGAAAAUGUUUCGAUUUUAUUUGCUGACAUUGUUGGUUUUACUCAAAUGUCAUCCAAUAAAAGUGCAUCACAAUUAGUUUCAUUAUUAUCUGAUUUAUAUGGAAGAUUUGAUGAUUUAUGUGUUCAAAUGUCAUGUGAAAAAAUAGCUACUCUAGGUGAUUGUUACUAUUGUGUUAGUGGUUGUCCUGAACCUCGUCAAGAUCAUGGUAAAGCUUGUCUCCUAAUGGGUUUAGCUAUGAUCAAUGCUAUUGAAGAAUUUGAUCAAGAUAAUAAUGAACAAGUUGAUAUGAGAGUUGGUGUUCAUUCGGGUUCAGUCAAUUGUGGAAUUGUUGGAACAAAAAAAUUUAAAUUUGAUAUAUUUUCGAAUGAUGUUACUUUAGCGAAUAAAAUGGAAUCAACUGGAAAACCAGGUUAUGUUCAUAUCACUGAAUCAACCUAUUUAUUAGUUAAAUCAGAUGAAUUCCAAUUUGAACAAGGUCCAUCAUAUAAAUUAACAACGAAUCUUGAAAUCAAAACAUAUUUUAUUGGUAAACGACGUUUAAGUCAUCGAAUAACUCGAAAGCCUCCUCAAAUGACACUAGCAACGGCCGCUGCAUUUGCUGUUGCAUCAGGAGUAUCACUUAGUGUUCCAUUAAAUGAUACAAAUUAUAUAUCAAAUCAAUCAACAUUAGUAAAUGUUUCAAGUCCAUUAUUAGAAGAAGUUGAACAAGCUCGUCGUGCAACAAUUAGUGAAGAUGAUUUACCUGUUUGUUUAACAAAUAAUAAUAAAAAUGUUGAAAAUUUAACUGACAUUAAAAUUGAAACGGAAGAAAAACAACUAAAUAUUCCAUUAAAUUUUUUAACAUUAAAAUAUAAAGAUAAUAAAUUAGAAAAAUCAUUUUCUCGAAAGAUUCUUCGAUAUGAAUUAUUGAUAAUUGAAAUUCUUUUAUCUAUUCUAUCAUUUUUAUUAUUAUUUAUUUAUUUACCAAAACAAAUUCUUUUAUCAAUAAUAAUGAUUACAUUUAUAUUAAUUCAAUUAAUAUUAGCACUAAUUAUUAUUCGUUAUUAUAAAAAGUUAACCAAUAAUUUAAUAUUAAUAAAUUUAUUUCAAUAUUUUUAUUUAUUAUCACCAUUAGUUUUAUUAUUAAUAAUACCAAAGGAUUAUUUAAUAACACUAUCAUCAUUUAUAUUAUUUGUAUCAACUUAUUUAACAUUAUUUUCAUCUAUAAAUCAUUUAAUUAAAAUACUAUUAUCAUUUUUAUCGAUAUUAAUUUAUGUAUUAAUAAUAUUCUUCAAUAAUCAUAUUGAAAUAUUAAUAUUAAUUAAAAUAAUUAGCUGUUUAUUAAUAUCAUUAAUUAUUAAUUAUGGAAUCAAUCGUCAAAUAGAAUUAUCUCGUCGUUAUGAAUACAAUGUUAUUAAUAAAUCAUCGGAACAAAGAAAUGAAAUUGAAAAAGAACGUGAACGUGCUGAUUGGCUUUUAAGAAAUAUUUUACCUGAGCACGUUAUUGAACCAUUACGUCUUCUUGGCGGUUCAUAUUCGCGUAAUCAUCCAUGUGUUGCUGUUCUUUUUGCUUCAUUAAUUAAUUUUCAUGUUAUGUAUGAAGAACAAUAUGAAGGUGGAAAGUUUUAUGCAAGAAUUUUAAAUGAAUUCUAUGGAGAUAUUGAAGAAUUAUUUGUUGAUCCAAGAUUUUCAAAUAUUGAAAAAAUAAAAACUAUCGGAGCAACAUUUAUGGCUGCGUCUGGUUUACAAACGGAUUCAAAUGAUGAAAAUUCAAUUAAAUCAGUUUGUGAUCUUAUUGAAUUUGCAUUGGCAUUUCAAGAGACAAUGCAUCGAUUUAAUCAGGCACUUUUAAAUUUUGCAUUCGAAAUUCGUAUGGGUCUUAACUUUGGACCUGUUACAGCUGGUGUUAUUGGUACAACAAAAUUAUUUUAUGAUAUUUGGGGUGAUACAGUUAAUGUUGCUUCAAGAAUGGACUCAACUGGAGAGAAAGGAAAAAUUCAAGUACCUGAAUAUGUUGCUCUAGCUUUAAAAGAUAAAUAUCAAUUUGAACUUCGAGGAGAAAUUGAUGUCAAAGGAAAAAGUCGAAUGACAACUUAUUUUCUUAAAGCAAAUUCAAAUAAAUAA